UGUUGAAGUAACGUCAGUUUAAUUCUUUUCAGUUCUAGAAAAAAAGCAGAGUUCCUGUCAGUCGAGUAGGGGAACGCUCUGACACCAUGGGUGUGCUAUCUAGGCUGAUGAGGGGUCUGGUGAGAGGAGCUGACAGGAUGUCUGAGUUCACCAGCAAGCGUGGAUCAAGGACACACAACAAAGGCAGGGGAGCAAGACCCACGGGACUGAAUCUCUCCAGCAGAAAGUUUCUGGCCUUACGAGCCAUGAUUCCUGAGUUUGUCGUACCAAACUUAGAAGGAUUCAAACUCAAACCUUAUGUGUCCUAUCGUGCUCCACGUGGAACAGAGCCUCCUUUGACAGCACAAAUUGUGUUUGAGGAGGUCGUAGCCCCUCAGAUCAAGAAAGACUUUGAAGAGGGCAAUUUCAGCCAAGACAAUCUGGAGAAAUAUGGAUUUGAUCCAACGCAGGAGGGGAAGCUAUUCAAGCUGUAUCCUAAGAACUAUGUGCGUUAAAGGUGCUCUUCAGUUAUGUAUAUACUGUAUAAAACACUGAAAGCUGCAGAUGAACUCAUGGGACACAUUAAGGGUUAAAUCACUCUGCAUUGUGUUGGGCUUACAAAUACAUCUACAACCAAUGGCUGCCCUUUUUUGUUACUUGAUCAUUGUGCAAAAUAAAUCUUUAGUAACUAUGCUCCAUACUGAAAAAUGUGUUGAUUCUUGAAAUUAUUAGUUUUUUGAUCACAUCUUUAUUUCCUGUUUUACAAAACCAAGAGUCCUGUGAUGUUGAAUGAAGAAAAACAAGGACUUUUACAUGUGACAAACCUGUAUUUAAAUGGCACCUACGUAAAUGUAUCACUUCUGUGGACAGUGGCAGCCCAAGCAGAAUCUCUGUGAAUAUAUCUAUGGUUUUUCACACCACCUGGACUCCAAAUUACUCCUGCUAUUUCCUGUUUUACCUUUUGAGAAUAGAAGAAAAAAUAUAGACCUGAAUACUUUAUUAAAUGCAGCAUGGCAUUUUUUCAGUAUGAAAGAAUAUAAACUGUUUUGUGAAAGACAACUGUUCAAGUUGACAAGUUACUGAUAUCACAAAGGUAACAAACAUGAACAUGAGUAGAUCAUUUUGCUUACAACCCCAUCAGAUUCAUAAACCUCAUGCUUAACAAUCUAACUACACAGUUUGUCAUAAAUAUGGGCUCCACAAAUUUUCUUUUCCCAAAUUUACAUUGUAGGGGGAGAUACUGCCCCCUCCAAAAGCAUUGGAACAGUUGGCCCAUUUCCUUUAUUUUCGCUGUAGACUAACAACUUCUGGGUUUGACAUCAAAAGAUGAAUAUGAAACAAUAGAUGAACAUUUCAGCUUUUAUUUCCAGGUAUUUCCAGGUGAGCAAAAGUAUUGGAACAGAUAGACUUAAAACGGAUUAAAGUGAAUAAGAUUUAAUAUCUAGUUGGAAAUCUUUUUCUUGCUGUAACUGCAUCGAGCCUGUGACCCACUGACAUCACCAAACUUGGGGGGUUACUCCCUUCAGUCUCCUUUGUGGUGAUCAAAAUGCAUGCGCUGUAGGGUUCAAGUCUGGAGAUUGACUCAGCCAGUCUAAAACCUUCCUCUUCUUGCCCCUGAUGAACUCCUUUGUUGUGUUGGCAGUGUGUUUUGGGUGCAUCAUGAAAUAUCUCCUAAUCAGUUUGGUCACAUCUUUCUUUAAAUUGGUAGACAAAAUGUUUCUGUAGACUUCAGAGUUCAUUUCUGCUAUCAUCAUGUGUUACAUCAUCAGUGAAGAUUAAUGAGCCUGUCCCAGAAGAAGCCAUGCAAGCCCAAGCCAUGACAUUACCUCCACUGUGCUUCACAGAUGAGCUUGUGUUUGGGAUUAUGAGCAGAUCAUUUCUUUCUACAAACUUUAGUCUUCCCAUCACUUUAGUAAAGGUUUGUCUGUCUCAUCAGUCCAUAAAACUUUGUCCUAGAAUGUUUGAGGCUCGUCUCUGUACUUUUAGGCAAAUUCCAGCCAGGCCUUCCUGUUCUUCUUGCUAAUGAGUGGUUUGCAUCUUCUGGUGUAGCCUCUGUACUUUUGUCUAUGAAGUCUUCUGUGAACAGUAGAUGGUGAUACCUUC
Cheilinus undulatus (humphead wrasse) is the source of this 2082-nucleotide messenger RNA. RefSeq names its product mitochondrial ribosomal protein L41 (gene mrpl41). Lineage: Eukaryota; Metazoa; Chordata; Actinopteri; Labriformes; Labridae. Gene Ontology annotation, cellular component: mitochondrial large ribosomal subunit. The record is from RefSeq and is a predicted model, not a curated record. Gene Ontology annotation, biological process: translation. Bases 87 to 494 code for a protein of 135 amino acids. The transcript has 2 exons. Gene Ontology annotation, molecular function: structural constituent of ribosome.